Python bivittatus (Burmese python) is the source of this 1498-nucleotide messenger RNA. It is a transcript of the gene CLDN11, whose product is annotated as claudin 11. Gene Ontology annotation, cellular component: bicellular tight junction; membrane. The record is from RefSeq and is a predicted model, not a curated record. Gene Ontology annotation, molecular function: structural molecule activity. Lineage: Eukaryota; Metazoa; Chordata; Lepidosauria; Squamata; Pythonidae.
CCCUCGCUUUGUUGCUCACCAGCUUUUCAGGGUUCAGCCACCUUAGGAGAAACAUGGUUGCCACUUGUUUACAUCUCACUGGAUUUGUGGCUAGCUUUGUCGGCUGGAUUGGCUUGAUUGUGGCCACUUCCACAAAUGACUGGGUUGUGACUUGUGGAUACACCAUCACCACCUGCCGGAAGAUGGACGAGUUGGGGUCCAAGGGACUGUGGGCGGACUGCGUCAUGGCAACAGGGCUGUAUCACUGCAAGCCACUGGUGGACAUCCUCAUAUUACCAGGGUAUGUCCAGGCAUGUCGGGCCCUGAUGAUUGCUGCCACAGUUUUGGGACUUCCAGCUGUUUUCCUUUUGGUGACUGUUUUGCCUUGCAUUCGGAUGGGCCAUGAACCUGGGGUGGCCAAGUACCGGCGUUCUCAACUGGGAGGAAUCCUACUAAUCCUCUUGGCUCUGUGCGGUAUAGUGGCUACCAUCUGGUUCCCCGUGAGUGCCCACCGUGAAACCAUGAUCAUGAGCUUUGGGUAUUCCCUCUACACCGGCUGGAUUGGAUCGGCUCUUUGCCUUUUUGGAGGAUGCAUCAUUGUUUGUUGUUCGGGUGAUGCUCAAACGUUUGGCGAGAACCGCUUCUACUAUGCUUCUGGUUCCAGCUCUCCUACUCAUGCGAAGAGCGCCCACGUAUAAGAGCUCCUGAGACUUCCCGGGCCUUGGUGAAGCAUUUUUGAGAUGGGUGGAAGGGUUUACGUUCAGUUUUUGGUCUUGCCUCUCCUUCCAUCUUCCCAACUGCAUCGGUUGUACAAGAUUGAAAGAGACAGCCUGGUGUCUGUAAAGCGUAAACAUCACAUUUGUCUGAAUAGAAAUAACAGGUGCAGACACAGUCCCCUACGGUCAGGCUUUUUCACUCACAAUUCUGUUGAAAGAUUAAACCUCUUUUCCUUCUUCUGUCUCUCCCUCCCUCCCCUCUCCCUUCUGCUAGGAACAGAAUUAACAAAUAUGUAUCUGAAUUGUCUGAAAAGGGUUUCACAGAAUAAGUUACCCCUUUCUUCUCUCACUCAAGGCCAUCUUUUCUGGCAGUGCUUACCGAGAUAAGCGAAAGAAGGCCCUCGUUCCAACUGCAGCAAUGUUUUCUUUCUAAAAAGAUUGAGGGAUAUCUCUUUGUUUUCUUAGUCUGAAAACAGAACGAGCACUAUAAGGAAGUUGACCAUUUCAGUAACAGUGUUUUUUGUCUACAUGCAUCAGUAUGAAGGAAAUAAAAGAGACACAUCUCUAAUUGCAAGAUAAAUAACAGAAGAACUGUAUAUAUCUCCUUACACAUAUGCAAUGGGACUGAUCCUAAAUGUACUUUCUUCGGUCUCCUCCCUGCCAACUUGUAUUUUUUACUUUGUUUUGAUUAAUUUGUAUUCUGACAUAAACUAUUGAACUAUUAUCUAAAUUUUUUUACUGUAAUUAGAUGCCAGUUCAAGUCACGUCCAAUGAAUACUGAUGAUGAUGCCUUUUGUUCCGAA